This is a messenger RNA of Cynara cardunculus var. scolymus (artichoke), 1109 nucleotides long. Its product is annotated as polyubiquitin. Gene Ontology annotation, cellular component: nucleus; cytoplasm. The record is from RefSeq and is a predicted model, not a curated record. Gene Ontology annotation, molecular function: ubiquitin protein ligase binding; protein tag activity. The transcript is spliced from 2 exons. The coding region runs from base 48 to 965 and encodes 305 amino acids. Lineage: Eukaryota; Viridiplantae; Streptophyta; Magnoliopsida; Asterales; Asteraceae. Gene Ontology annotation, biological process: modification-dependent protein catabolic process; protein ubiquitination.
ACAUCAAUACCUAAUUCAUUUCUCAAGAGUUAUUCGAAUUUUUCAAGAUGCAAAUCUUUGUUAAGACCCUCACCGGAAAGACAAUCACUCUCGAAGUAGAGAGUUCCGACACAAUUGACAACGUCAAGGCCAAGAUCCAAGAUAAGGAAGGCAUUCCCCCAGACCAGCAAAGGCUCAUCUUUGCUGGAAAGCAGCUUGAAGAUGGCCGGACCUUGGCCGAUUACAAUAUCCAGAAAGAAUCCACUCUUCACCUUGUUCUCAGACUAAGGGGAGGGAUGCAGAUUUUCGUCAAGACCCUCACCGGAAAAACCAUCACUUUGGAGGUCGAGAGUUCCGACACCAUAGACAAUGUCAAAGCUAAAAUUCAAGACAAGGAAGGCAUCCCCCCAGACCAGCAGAGACUCAUCUUCGCCGGGAAACAACUUGAGGACGGCCGAACACUUGCUGACUACAACAUCCAGAAAGAAUCUACCCUCCAUUUGGUCCUCCGUCUCCGUGGUGGUAUGCAGAUUUUUGUGAAGACACUGACUGGAAAGACCAUCACUUUGGAAGUGGAGAGCUCGGACACCAUUGAUAACGUGAAAGCUAAGAUCCAAGAUAAGGAAGGCAUCCCACCAGACCAACAGAGGCUGAUCUUUGCCGGAAAACAGCUGGAAGAUGGUCGCACACUGGCGGAUUACAACAUCCAGAAGGAGUCCACACUCCACCUUGUGCUUCGAUUGAGGGGAGGAAUGCAGAUAUUCGUGAAGACACUGACCGGAAAGACGAUCACUUUGGAAGUGGAGAGCUCAGACACCAUUGAUAACGUGAAAGCUAAGAUCCAAGAUAAGGAAGGCAUCCCACCAGACCAACAGAGGUUGAUCUUUGCCGGAAAGCAAUUGGAAGAUGGGAGGACACUUGCUGAUUACAACAUUCAGAAAGAGUCGACUCUUCAUCUUGUUCUUCGUCUUCGUGGUGGGUUUUAAGAAUCUUGUUAUGUUGGUGGUUGAUGGAUGUGUUUGAUUUGAUGAUGAUUGAUGUGUUAUGAGGAUAUUAUGAUGAUGGUAAUGAUAAAUAAAAAUGGUUGUUUACGAUAAUUGUUGUAUUGGUUUUACCAUUUCUUGUUUGAA